UUAUUUUGCAAUAUCUGAACAAGAUUUAUUAUCAGAAACUGAAAAUAACAGAGUUUGUGAAAUUAUUGAUAAUGUAACAAAAACUCUUACAGAUGAAAAUAAUAAUUACUUACAAUCAGUUUUUAAAAAUUUAAAUAUUUUUAUGACUAUUCAAACUGAAGUUCAAAAAUGUACAAACAAAAAAAAACUUGUUGAUUAUAUGGAUUCUUUAACUACUAAAUAUAUUUUACAAUAA
Molecule: messenger RNA, 235 nt
Organism: Cetraspora pellucida
Lineage: Eukaryota; Fungi; Glomeromycota; Glomeromycetes; Diversisporales; Gigasporaceae
Source: the annotation of a GenBank genome assembly